CCCCACAAAUGCAGGCUACGAGUCUCACUGCUGGCUGACACCGCCAAUAGCACCCUGCAGCUGGGCAAAGCGAUGGGGGAGGAGUGAGGCAGGAGUGGAGGAUGCGAGAGAUAGAGAGCGAGGAGGGAGGGAUCUGAUAGGAUGGGGUUUUUGAGAGUGAGACGGAGUGCGUGCGGUUGUAUCCGUGCGUGUACGUUGUGGGGGGGAUUGAUGUAGACCAAGAGAGGGACUGGGAGAAAGGCGAACCAGCGAUGUUGUUGCCAGGGAACAGUGGCAAUGAAGAAACCAUCUGUAAUGACUUAUGACGGAUAGACAGACAGGAAAUCUGAAAGACGGGGACAUUCACAGGAGAAAACAUAUGAAUACACAAGGAGACAGAAAAAAAUUAUUUGGAUUGAAUUGCUCCUAAAUUAAGAAUUUUACGAUUUUGAGGAAAGGAUGAACAGGAGGAGCUGAGGAGAACACAGAAAAUGGGGUUUUUAAAAAGUAUUAAUCCAUCUACCCAUGCAGAUGGAUGGACUUAUUAGCAGGGAUAAGAGCUGACAUGUUGAUGAUCACGACAUCUGAGUUAAAAGAGUAGAAAGGCAGAGUCCAGACAGAAAUGGUUAUUCAAUGACAAAUAUAGAAACAGAUACGGUUAUGAUAUCAUAGACCACAGGGACCUAAGUGGAAUACUGAAAAAUCCCCACAACGCUGCUCCCACUGCAGAGAACAGCUUUCUCUAGCACUCCCACCCAAACAACAAGGGGGUACGCCUCUACCUCAUCCUGCCCAGGAGGACAGCAAGCUGUCCUGUCUGGUCUCUUCACACACCUGCUGCUGUCACUGGCAAUCCCCCCCUAGAAACCAGGACUGGGGCCAAUAACUUCACACAAGACAAAAAGGAGAGAAAAAAACACACCAGGCAUGCAUUGCCGUUCAAUUGAAACAAUAACAUUUUCUUCUCUUGAGCCGAAGCGUCGCUGAUUCACGGGGAAGACGGGAAGGCAGGAGUUAAAGAAGGACCGACGGACAGAGGAGAACGGACAAAUCUGUCCCGUAAAUCAUCCCCAGCCCCGGCUUUCCUCUCUGGAGGAUGGGCACAACUGAGGCUACCUUACGAAUGGAGAACAUGGAAGUGAAGGAUGAGUGGCAGGAUGAGGACUUCCCCAGGCCACUUCCAGAAGACGGUGACAUGGAGACCUCCUGCGGACUCACAGAUGAUAGGACGUCUCCACCCACUUCCCUCAAUGUGGGUUUGGGAGGAGGGGGCUCAGGCCAUCGGAAGCGACGCACCUUAGUGGCCCCUGAGAUGAACCUGUCUCUGGACCACAGCGAGGGCUCUCUGCUGUCCGACGACUUCCUUGACACACCAGACGACCUCGACAUCAACGUGGACGACAUCGAGACACCGGAUGAGACAGACUCUCUUGAGUUCAUCACCAAUGGCAACGAGCUGGAGUGGGAAGAUGACACGCCGGUGGCCUCUGCCAAGGCCCCCCCGGGUGACCGGGCAGGGCAGGCAGGGGAGGACGGGGACGGCGCGGGCGCAAACGGGCGGCUGUGGAGGACGGUCAUCAUCGGGGAGCAAGAGCAUCGCAUCGACAUGCAGGUCAUCAGGCCGUACCUACGCGUCAUCACGCACGGGGGUUAUUAUGGGGAGGGGCUGAACGCCAUCAUUGUGUUUGCAGCCUGCUACCUUCCCGACAGCAGCUGCGCAGACUACCACUACAUCAUGGAGAAUCUCUUUCUGUACGUGGUCAGCAGCUUAGAGAUGCUGGUGGCUGAGGACUACAUGAUCAUUUACAUGAAUGGAGCUACGCCACGCAGGAAGAUGCCCGGCCUAAGCUGGCUGAAGAAGUGCUACCAGAUGAUUGACAGGAGGCUGAGGAAGAACCUGAAAUCUCUGAUUAUCACUCACCCCUCCUGGUUCAUCCGCACUGUACUGGCCAUCUCAAGGCCCUUCAUCAGCGUGAAAUUUAUGGACAAAAUCCGCUACGUACACAGCCUGGAGGAGCUGGAACAGAUCAUCCCAAUGGAGCAUGUUCAGAUCCCCGAGUGUGUGCUGCAAUAUGAGGAAGAAAGAAAUAAGGCUCGAAAAGAAAGGAUGGAACAGGAACAGCAGCAGUAUCUGCCACAGCCGCACUCACAGCCUCCAGCCAAAACAGAAAGGCCAGCAUCUAUGGUGGAAGAGCAGGGACUGUAAGGUGAAUUAGAAGCUCUGUGCCUCCCAUUAGGAAGAAGUUUGGAGUGAGAAAAAAAAGCAUUUACACAUUCAGCAAGUGGAAAUCAAACAACUGUACAAAGGAAAUAUGUGACUUUAGAAACAGUGCUUUUCCUUAUGAGAGAGUCACCCCCACACACUCCAUGCUCAGCUUAGAUUGCCCGCCUAAGUCCUCCACUCCAGGUCUAAUAUUACUCUGGAAAUUCCAACAUGAAGCAUUCCAAUGAAGGCAUGCUUCCCCAUCCUUGGAUAGGAUCUGUGCUCUUGUGGGCUCCCCCAACCCCUAAAAUGUAGGCCCGUCUGUUUCAAUGGGUCAUGGAAUACAUUACUAAGGACUCACAUGUGAAGUACACUUUCAGUGAUAAAAUUGAUUGCACAGAAUCUGCCAGUGAAAGUUGAUGCUGAUGAAAAAAUAUUGUGCUGAAGCAAAAAUGUGCAAACUUGGACUGUUCAAUUUUUUUUUAAAUGUGCACCUCACAAAUCUGUGAACGUCGAGCAAGUGUGCCACCAGUGAACUGGGUCCCAUGAGACGAUAUCACAUUGUACCUCACCACCACAGAAAAUCCUAUGUUGUACUAUUUUUGAGAGCCCCUGUCAGUCAGGGCCCUUGGAAUCAUGCUAAAAUCCUCCCCACCCCACCACCCCCCCCCCCCCCCACCCACCCCCCACCCCCCCACCCACCCCCACCAAAGGAACCACUGUCCUUGUGCACCAUGAAACCCAGCCUGUUUUCAACUGGUGUGUAGUGCUAGCUGUCUUUUCCCGUUUCCCUGCCAUGAAUGUCUAAGCACUUAUAAUUCAUCCAGUUGUAACUGUGGCAGCAUCACCCUGUUUGUAAAUAUUAAUUCUGCCAUGUUUCUGAUCAACCUGCCCUGCUAUAUGACAAAUAGCCAAACACCUUUUGGUUGCUGAUGUUUCGAUUUGCCCAGGAAUCUGCACUCUAAAACGGUGGCAUCUGUGUACAGUAAUUUAACCGCUUGUGCUUGUUCCCCAUAAUGCUGUCCGGUGUCAUUUCUCUGUUUAAAAGUGUACAUCGUUGUCUGUGCUCUUUUGAAAAUGACUGUUUUGGAGUCAAGGCAUCAGAGUACAUCUGCUAAGCAUUUGACUACAGUUUAAUAGAAUAGCCUCUUAUCUGUAUGGUGAUUUCUGUAAAGGUUUGAUUGUAUUUAAGUGCUGCCGGCACUCAAACUUUCUUACAUCUAUUGAUAAGCUGUGUUGAUAAGUGGUGCAGAUUGGUUCCCAUGAUGGGAAAGGUCACAUCUCCUGGUCAUGAAAGCAGCAUGUUUUUAUCAUUAAUUUGCCUAUUGAUUUGUUUAUUGUUGUCUUCUACUGUAAAGAUUUCUUGCUUCUGACCAGCAGUAGAGACCAAUAGAGUUUUAUUUUUCUUAUCAAUUAUAUGUAUAUACAGUACAGUAGCUAUGUUGAUUUGCACUUUGAAAUUAAUUGUUCAAAUAACUUAUUGAAUGGUAAGAAUAUAGUAUAAUUGUUAGUGAUUUUUUUAACAGUUUUAUUUUUCAUCACAACCAAUUCCAGUGACAAUUGUGCUGUCAAAUCUCUGGUAUACCUCUCUGUCCUGUAUCAUUUUUAUCAUGUGUAACAUUGUCAAAUAUUAAAUCUAGAAGCCUUCUGGCAAACAUGACAUGUUUUAAUCAGCAAUAUUUUUGGAUAUGCCAUUGAUAGUACACUAGACUGCUUUGUUGGAAUGAACUUACUUUCUGGUGUUAUCUGAUUUAAAAAAGGUAUGUGGAUAAAAGCACAUUAUUAGGGAAGGACUACUUUCACUAUCCGUCACACAGCUGUGGCUUAUAAAUCGUUUACUUUAUGAGGAAAGCACAAAGGCCCAGAGAUGCAUGCAGUUUUUCUGUACCAUGCGAUGCUACUUGGUUCUGUCCUAGUCUUAUAUUAUUUAUCAUUUCUUGUUUAUGAUUUUCCUUUGUAAGAAAGAGUUAAACCCAAGAAACACUCAAUGGGUAAAAUUUGUCCAACUGCAUAAAUAAUGAUACACAUUGGCUAACUUACUGUAAAAUAUCUGUGCUUAGCAUUAAAUAUAAAGCUGACAUAA
Messenger RNA from Anguilla rostrata (American eel), 4265 nucleotides. It is a transcript of the gene atcaya, whose product is annotated as ATCAY kinesin light chain interacting caytaxin a. Lineage: Eukaryota; Metazoa; Chordata; Actinopteri; Anguilliformes; Anguillidae. The record is from RefSeq and is a predicted model, not a curated record. Gene Ontology annotation, cellular component: cytoplasm. Gene Ontology annotation, biological process: apoptotic process. The transcript has 13 exons. The coding region runs from base 1076 to 2185 and encodes 369 amino acids.